This is a messenger RNA of Mucor velutinosus, 1254 nucleotides long. RefSeq lists its product as uncharacterized. Gene Ontology annotation, biological process: folic acid-containing compound biosynthetic process. The record is from RefSeq and is a predicted model, not a curated record. Gene Ontology annotation, molecular function: tetrahydrofolylpolyglutamate synthase activity; dihydrofolate synthase activity; ATP binding. The transcript has a single exon. NCBI's taxonomy places the organism in Eukaryota, Fungi, Mucoromycota, Mucoromycetes, Mucorales, Mucoraceae. The coding region runs from base 1 to 1254 and encodes 417 amino acids. Gene Ontology annotation, cellular component: mitochondrion; cytoplasm; cytosol.
AUGAACUUUGGCUUGGAAAGAAUACACAGUCUGUUGGAGGCUUUGAAUAGACCCGAUGAACGCACUCAAAUCGUACAUGUAGCCGGAACAAAUGGCAAAGGAUCUGUGUGUGCUUACAUCUCCAGUGUCCUUAGAACGUGUGGAUAUACAGUAGGCCGCUUCAAUUCGCCUCAUCUGAUUGAACCCCGCGACAGCAUCAACGUCAAUGGACAGGCCAUCAGUCAAUCGCUCUACGAUGAGGCAUUUGCGCAUGUUCAUCAGCUCAACACAAACGGCGCUAUUGGUGCGUCCUCAUUUGAGUGCUUGGUGGGCGCAGCUUUUUACGUAUUUGACAGGGCUAAACUCGAUUUUGUUGUGCUCGAAGUUGGAUUGGGAGGAUUGCUCGAUGCCACUAACGCCAUUCGACAUCCUGCAAUGACAGUGAUUACUGCGAUUGGUUUAGAUCAUGCCCACAUAUUAGGUCAUACGAUUGAAGAAAUUGCUAGUGCAAAAGCAGGCAUCAUGAAACCGGGAUGUCCAGUCGUGAUAGCGCCACAAGAUUCAAGCAGUGUCUUGGACACAUUGACGCAUCAUGCCGAUAGAACCGGUUCUCCUUACACACUGGUACAACCAUCUGAGUUUAUCCAAGCCAACAUCUGUCAACUCGAUUUCGAUCAAGUCCACUAUACAUAUCCCAUUCGGCUGAUGGGAGACUAUCAGCGUAUGAAUUCAGCAACAGCAGUAACUGCAUUAGACUGGAUGUAUCGCUUGAAACUGAUUGAAAUGACACCUGAGCAAUUGGCUACCGGCAUGCAAGAGACGCGUUGGCCAGGCAGGUUGGAUUGGGUGAAUGACUCGACUCUUUUAGACAACUAUGGUUUAAAGGAAAUCUUGGUGGAUGGGGCACAUAACCCACCUGCAACUAUUGCACUGCGACAAUACAUUGAUAGCCUUGAUAAAAAACGAGUGGUGUGGAUAAUCGGAUCAACGGCUGGCAAAGACCUGCAUGGCAUGAUGAAGAAACUGAUUCGCAAAGAGGAUGUUGUGUAUGCAGUGACAUUUAGCCAGCCUGCUGGGAUGCCCUGGAUCAAGAGCAGCUUGCCUAGCGACAUUGCAAAAGAAGCCCAUGGGGCUCAAUCAGUGGAAUGCUGCACUGGAUUGGAUGAGGCACUCGCCAAGGCUGGAAGCAUAUGUACAGAGAGUGAUGUUGCUGUCUUGUGUGGCUCUCUUUACUUGGUUGCAGAUCUCUAUCGUAAACUAUCUUCUCCUGAAUAA